AUGUCUUUCUACUUUGAUUCAAGGGAAUGGAUGGAUCAAAGGAUUGAUCCUGAGAGUAAUUCUGUUUCAGAAGUGUUUCUUGGAGGCAUUAACGCAUUUCUUCAAUUUGCGUGUAAUCAAGCGGAUUACAUAGAGCGGCAAACGUUAUUGUGUCCGUGUGCUCGAUGCAAAAAUGUGAAGCAACGAGAUGCAAAAGUUGUUUCAAGACAUCUAUUCUUAUAUGGUUUUAAGGGAAAUUACUACGUUUGGACAAGUCAUGGAGAAAAAUUCUACACCGUUGGUGAGAGUUCUGGAGCGAAUCAUUCAACGGGCGAAGAGGAAAUGUGGGAGAAUCCUACUUGGAAUGCUCAUGAAAAUCACUACCAGAGUAAUCCGGAAGUACCAGCGGAACCUAUAGAAGAGACGGAGGUAGCAGAGCCAUAUCGUGAUAGUGUUUUUGAAGCAUUUGAAGCAGCCAGUCAACCUCUCUACGAAGGAUGUGCAGACGGAAUAACUCAGUUGUCUCUUGCUUCUCGGAUGAUGAAAGUGAAGACGGAUUAUAAUUUGGCGGAAGCUUGUGUUGAUGAGAUUUCUGAAGUUUUUAAGAAAAUGCUUCCGCAGCCGAAUAAUGCUCCAGCAACAUAUUACGAGACAAAGAAACUGACACGAGGGCUUGGGUUACCCCUACAUAAGAUUGAUGUUUGCGUGAAGAAUUGUAUGCUAUUUUGGAAGGAAGAUGCGAAUUUGGUUAGUUGUAAGUUUUGUAGAGAAGAUCGCUACUAUCCGAACAAUGGAAAAGGAAAAAACAAGCCAAAGCAGAGAAUGUUUUACUUGCCUAUUGCAGAUCGUCUGAAACGUCUGUACCAACUCGAGGCGACAGCUUCCAAUAUGCGGUGGCAUAAGGAGCAUGUGACUCCGGAAGGCGAAAUGCAUCACCCAUCUGAUGCCAUAGCGUGGAAACACUUUAAUGAGGUAUAUCCUGGAUUUGCUGCUGAAAGCCGGAAUAUUUAUCUAUGUUUAUCAACAGAUGGGUUUAAUCCGAUUGGUAUGAAUGGAGAAGCACAUUCCCUUUGGCCCGUUAUUGUAACUCCAUACAAUUUGCCUCCGGGAAUGUGUAUGAAAAGAGAAUUCCUUUACCUUUCGGUGCUAGUUCCGGGGCCCAAACAUCCAAGAAAAAGCCUAGAUAUUUACCUUCAGCCAUUGAUUGAAGAAUUACAGAUGUUAUGGGAGGAUGGUGUGGAGGCAUAUGAUAUCUCAAUGAAAGAAAUAUUCAAAAUGCGAGCAGUUUUGAUGUGGACGAUAAGCGAUUUUCCAGCUUAUGGGAUGCUUUCAGGUUGGACGACUCAUGGUCGGUUGUCCUGCCCAUAUUGUCAAGAUGAGACUGGUGCAUUCUGGUUAACUAACGGAAGGAAACAUAGUUGGUUUGAUUGCCACAGAAGAUUUUUAGAUGCGGAUCAUCCUUACAGAAAAAACACUCAAGCAUUUAGACGGGGAAAAACAGUUUUAGAUCCUCCUCCUCCGUGGUUGACCGGAGAAGAAAUAUUCCGUGAAAGGAUAAACAAUAUAGAAGGGUUAUCAAAAUCUGUUGAUUGUGGAGGGAAUGGACAUGAUAAUCCAUCCAAGAAAAUAUCCGGAUAUGGAGUUACUCACAAUUGGGUAAAAAAGAGUAUCUUCUGGGAGUUACCGUAUUGGGAAAAUCAUCUACUUCGGCAUAGCCUUGAUUUCAUGCAUAUUGAGAAAAACUUCUUCGAUAACCUGACGAACACGGUGUUAAAUGCUCCUGGAAAGACGAAAGACAAUAUCAAAAGCAGAUUGGAUCUUCCAGCAUUAUGCAAAAGGCGAGAUUUAGAGAUGAAAGAGGAUGGAACGAUGCCCAUCCCAAUAUUCAGGCUGCCAAAUGCGGGAAAAAGAGCAUUCCUUCUAUGGUUGAAAAAUGACAUAAAAUUUCCCGAUGGAUACGCCUCCAAAUUUAGUCGAUGUAUUGACGAAAGCAAUUUAAAGCUACAUGGACUGAAAAGUCACGAUUGUCAUGUCAUAAUGGAACGACUAUAUCCAUUUGCGUUCGCUGAACUCCUUCCAAAACAUGUUCACACAGCGAUUAGAGAUAUUGCCCUCUUCUUCCGAGAUAUCUCUUCGAAGAUUUUGAAAGAGUCAGAUGUUGGCCUUUUAAAGGCAAAUAUCGGUGUGAAGCUAUGUAACUUGGAAAAGAUAUUUCCUCCAUCGUUCUUCGAUGUUAUGCAACAUCUUCUUGUGCACCUUCCAGAUGAGGUAGCCUUAGGUGGUCCCGUCCAUUUUAGAUGGAUGUAUGUAUUUGAAAGAUACAUGUACCAUUUGAAGAAGAUGGUCAAAAAUAAAGCACACAUCGCUGGUUCGAUAGUUGCACAAUGGAUAAACGAGGAGAUUUCAAAUGCUUCCUCUACCUUUUUUGGACAUCCUGAAAUCAUGAGCAUUCCAGAAGGUCCGAGUGAUAUUCGCUUUUCAUACAAUUAUCCGGAUAUACCAUCCUUGUUUUACCAUGAAGGGCGAAUCAGUGGUCAAUGCUCAACUGGUUGGUUGAAUGAUGAAGAUAACACUGUUCUCCAGACAUUUAUGAUGCUCAACUGUGAAACGUUUGCUCCAUAUGAAAGGAUGUUUGAAGAAUAUAUGACUCUAAGUGUUCCUGAUAUUACUCCGGCUGCAAUGCAAAAAGCAAAAGACACCAAAUUCGCUGAGUGGUGCAAAGACUAUAUUAAUGAUGCGACUCAGUUUUACACAUUUCCUAUGUGGAUGUUGGAUUUUGUACAAGGUCCUAGGCGUAGUUAUAGGUCUUGGCCAAUAUAUCACACACGUGGAUACACUUUCCACACUCAUAACCACGGUCAAAAUAAGAAAACUCAACAUUAUGGUGUAUGUGUACCUGGAACCAAUGAGACAGACUACUAUGGUCUCAUACAAGAGAUUAUGAUGGUGGAGUAUCAUGGUGAUGUUGGCUUGAAAGUUAUGGUUUUUAAAUGUUCGUGGUUUGACCCGACGGAAAAUCGCGGUAUGAGAAUACAUCCAUUUGGUCUUGUUGAUGUCUCACCACGAAGACAAUAUGCAAAAUAUGAUCCUUUCGUAUUACCAGGUAACUGUGAUCAAGCAUGUUUUAUUCCUUAUCCACGGGUACGUCGACAAUCAGUCGAUGACUGGUGGGCUUGUGCCAAAAUUUUUCCCCGAGGAAUCCGAGAAACGUCCGAAAUUGCUUUAACGGCAUGGCAAGAUGAUAGACGUGAUCAGGUUGCUGAAAGUUCAUUGUUACGGGUGGAAACACAUGUUGUUGAUGAUGUGUCCGAUUAUGAUAUUACUCCAGUGAAUCCUCCGGACGAUGAAUAUGUAUCAGAUGGUGAUGUAGAAGCAGACCGUGAUUCAGACGAUGGUUCAGAAUAG
This is a messenger RNA of Brassica napus (rape), 3384 nucleotides long. RefSeq lists its product as uncharacterized. The record is from RefSeq and is a predicted model, not a curated record. NCBI's taxonomy places the organism in Eukaryota, Viridiplantae, Streptophyta, Magnoliopsida, Brassicales, Brassicaceae. The transcript has 5 exons. The coding region runs from base 1 to 3384 and encodes 1127 amino acids.